Cydia amplana is the source of this 609-nucleotide messenger RNA. Its product is annotated as DNA-3-methyladenine glycosylase 1-like. Lineage: Eukaryota; Metazoa; Arthropoda; Insecta; Lepidoptera; Tortricidae. The record is from RefSeq and is a predicted model, not a curated record. Gene Ontology annotation, biological process: base-excision repair. The annotation marks the transcript as partial. The transcript has a single exon. Gene Ontology annotation, molecular function: DNA-3-methyladenine glycosylase activity.
AUUAACUUUACCGGUAACAUAAUGAAAGAAAGAAAUUCUUCGGAGGCAGGUGCAGAGAUCAUUCGAUGUGGCUGGUUAAAUCAAGAUCCAAUUUACAUCGCGUACCACGACGAAGAAUGGGGGCAACCACAAUAUGAUGAAUUAAAACUCUUUGAAAUGCUAUGCUUAGAAGGACAACAGGCAGGUCUUUCUUGGAUAACAGUUUUAAAAAAACGUGAUCACUACCGUAAGCUGUUUUAUAAUUUUAAUCCAAAUAAAAUUGCAAAGUUAAGAGCUAGUGAUGUUGAAACAUAUUUGAAGGACCCUGGAAUUGUGAGACAUAAGGGGAAGAUAGAAUCUGUUAUAAACAAUGCACAAUGCUUUUUAAAAAUGGAAGCGGAAGGAGAUAACUUUUCAGAAUUCAUUUGGAAUUUUGUAGACCAUAAACCAAUAAUAAAUAACUGGAGUACUCACAAGGAAAUUCCAACUGAGACUAUAAAUUCAAAAGCCAUGUCCAAAGCUUUGAAAGCUAAAGGCUUCAAGUUUAUUGGAUCAACCAUUUGUUAUGCAUUUAUGCAGGCUUGUGGGCUUGUUGACGAUCAUAUAUUAAAUUGUGUUAGCCGCAUUAAA